AUGUCCUCCACCGAGCCAGUCGUCGUCAUUGACGGCAAGGGACACCUUCUUGGUCGCCUGGCCAGCACUGUUGCUAAGCAGCUGCUUAACGGCCAGAAGAUCGUCGUUGUGAGAUGUGAAGCCCUCAACAUCUCCGGCGAGUUCUUCCGUGCGAAGCUGAAGUACCACGCCUACCUUCGCAAGAUGACUCGUUACAACCCCACUCGUGGUGGUCCCUUCCACUUCCGUGCCCCCUCCCGCAUCUUCUACAAGGCCGUCCGCGGAAUGAUCCCCCACAAGACCCCCCGUGGUGCUGCUGCUCUGGAGAGACUCAAGGUCUUCGAGGGUGUUCCUCCCCCCUACGACAAGAAGAAGCGCGUCGUCGUUCCCCAGGCUCUGCGUGUUCUCAGACUCCGCCCCGGCCGCAAGUACUGCACCGUCGGUAGACUCAGCCACGAGGUUGGCUGGAAGUACCAGGACGUUGUUGCCAGACUUGAGGAGCGGAGAAAGGUUAAGAGCAGUGCAUACUACGAGCGCAAGAAGGCCGCUCGCCGCCAGCUCGUCCAGGCCCAGAAGUCGGCGAGCGUCGACGACAAGACCAAGAGCCAGCUUGCUGAGUACGGAUAUUAG
Messenger RNA from Aspergillus fischeri NRRL 181, 609 nucleotides. RefSeq names its product 60S ribosomal protein uL13. The record is from RefSeq and is a predicted model, not a curated record. Gene Ontology annotation, cellular component: cytosolic large ribosomal subunit; ribosome. Gene Ontology annotation, molecular function: structural constituent of ribosome; mRNA binding. The coding region runs from base 1 to 609 and encodes 202 amino acids. Gene Ontology annotation, biological process: negative regulation of translation; translation. NCBI's taxonomy places the organism in Eukaryota, Fungi, Ascomycota, Eurotiomycetes, Eurotiales, Aspergillaceae. The transcript has 4 exons.